AUGUCAAAGAUUGUGGCCGCCGCCGCCAACUUUUUCCGAGCAGCGGUGCAACAGCUGCAGCAGCUGCCCGAGCGCUCGCUGGAGAGCCCCGAGGAGGGCGAAGCCGAGGGCGAGGCCGUGGAGAGGGAGAAGCGGUCCGAGGAGCCCCCGAUUUCUCUGGAUCUGACUUUCCACCUCCUGCGAGAAGUCUUGGAGAUGGCCCGCGCCGAGCAGCUGGCGCAGCAAGCCCACAGCAACAGGAAACUGAUGGAGAUAAUCGGGAAAUGA
Struthio camelus australis is the source of this 267-nucleotide messenger RNA. NCBI's taxonomy places the organism in Eukaryota, Metazoa, Chordata, Aves, Struthioniformes, Struthionidae. The record is from RefSeq and is a predicted model, not a curated record.